GGAGAGAAAGGAAAGCGCGAGGAGACGCCGCCACCGCCGCCAGCGCAGCUGUGCCAGAGCCGCGAGGAGACCGGCCGCCCGACUCCCCCCCCCCCCUCGCCGGCCGCCGCGUCCUCGGAUUUGUUCCAACAAUCUGUUAAAACAUGGUGGAUUACUAUGAAGUUCUGGGCGUGCAGAGACAUGCCUCACCUGAGGACAUUAAAAAGGCGUAUCGGAAACAGGCACUUAAAUGGCAUCCGGACAAAAAUCCUGAAAAUAAAGAAGAAGCAGAGCGGAAAUUCAAACAAGUAGCUGAGGCAUAUGAGGUGUUAUCGGAUGCAAAAAAGCGGGACAUCUAUGACAAAUACGGCAAAGAAGGAUUAAAUGGUGGAGGAGGAGGUGGAAGUCAUUUCGACAGUCCGUUUGAGUUUGGCUUCACAUUCCGGAAUCCAGAUGAUGUCUUCAGGGAAUUUUUUGGUGGAAGGGACCCAUUUUCAUUUGACUUCUUUGAAGACCCAUUUGAUGACAUUUUUGGGAGCCGAAGGGCUUCCCGAGGAAAUAGAAGCCGAGGUGCAGGCUCGUUUUUCUCCGCCUUCAGUGGAUUUCCUUCUUUUGGAGGUGGAUUUCCUGCUUUUGACACAGGAUUCAGUUCGUUCGGGUCACUAGGACACGGGGGUCUCACUUCAUUCUCUUCAGCAUCAUUUGGUGGCAGCGGAAUGGGCAACUUCAAAUCAAUAUCAACUUCUACUAAGAUAGUUAAUGGCAAAAAAAUCACUACAAAGAGAAUUGUGGAGAAUGGUCAAGAAAGAGUAGAAGUUGAAGAAGACGGGCAGUUAAAGUCCUUGACGAUAAAUGGUGUGGCCGACGAGAACGCCUUUGCAGAAGAAUGCCAGCGGAGAGGCCAGCAGAUACCAGCUCUGGCCCCUGGCCCGGCCCCAGCAACAGUCCGGGCCCUCUCCCCAGCCCGGCCCCCGGCCCCAGCUCCAGCCCCGACUCCGGCCCCUUCUAUCAGCACCCGCACACAGAAGCCACCCAGGCCUGCCCCGACGGCCAAACUUGUGUCUAAAAGCAACUGGGAAGAUGAAGAACAGGACAGGCAGCGGGUUCCUGGCAACUGGGAUGCCCCCAUGACCUCAGCAGGUGUGCAGAAGGGAGCUGGUGUGGAGCACCCCCAAAGUGGUUUGCCCCCAGACCCAGGACAGCGAAAACAGCAAGCAGGCCUAUGUUGCUGCAUUUUGACCUGAGCAGGCUUGGGGAGCUGGGGGAAGGUGCCAGGCCUGCUGAGCAGGGGCAGAGGAGAUCCCUGCAUCCAGCUCACCUCCCACAGCUGCUCUAUGGACAACCCCAUGAUUAAAACGGGGGUCCCAGUAUUCUGAUGUGUAUGGAGUAUGUUGUCUAGGUUUAGUUGACUGCUGAGGAAAUGCCCGGUGCUGCUUCUGUCCCCAGUGGCUCCUUUUUAUAAUUUUGAUACUAGAUCUUGAGAUUUGUCACUUGACCUGAUUUGCCCAAGGCCACUUGCACACUUAUGUUUUGCAGAAAAAAAGCUACAGCCAGGUUCCCAGUAGAGUGCUCUCAGGUGAGCCACUGGUGAAGGUGGAGGCCUGGCUCCUCCCUCAGUGCUCAUGAUGGGAUCGUCCACUGCCACUGCCCAGCUCUACCCUCAGCCAGCAGCUUGUACAUCUUCAGGAGCAUUUCCUGUAGAACAUUCUGGAUGGUCAGCAUGUACACAUAGAGCUUUCCCAGUCAGGCCCAAGCCCCCUAUCAGUGUAGUUUUAUUGCCCAGAAGUGAGACAAGUUUGUGCCUAUGGCCGCACAAACUCAGCAGGCCAGACUGCAGAGAUGUGGCUUGGUUGUCCAUGUCUGAUUGUGUUGCAAAGUGCUCCAAGUAGGAAACAGGGAAUGGUCAAUUCUUUUGCUUCCCAGAACUUUGUAUUAAAGUCAAACCCCCAAAUCCCUUUAGGUUCUCCUCAGAGGAGAAUGCAGAGAGCCCUCUAGGGUAGAGUCCCCGAUGGGCAACACAUUGCUGGAACUGGGCAGCAAGCAUAUAGUUACCCUGCUGUGGGGAGAUGCCAGCAAAAACAGAUGGGUGACUGGGACACGAGCUUUGUGCAACUGAGUGACAGAUGGGGGCAGGGCUGCCUGAUUGCAUAGGAAGCUUUCGUGUGCCUCAGUGGCUAUGGACACCUCCCAGUGUCCACUCCCAGUACUCCCAGGAGAACUGGGAAGGGUGGUGGGAGGUCAAAGCAGCAGACUUGUAGAUUUUACCCCCUCUCUUCCCCCAUCCCCUUCAUGUUCAUUUAUGAAGGCAUCAUAAGGCUGACCCGUGAGUCAAUCUCCUGGUUUCUAGAAGGUACAUAGGGACAGGCCUGCUUGCAGAACUUGUUUACAGGUGCGCAGGCCUCCCACCACGGGAUCUGGACAGGAAGUGUGACUGCAGCAGAUGGCCAUUCUCUUGGCCCUGGGCCACGCCUGUUAAGCAAAAAGUGAUCAGCCAAGGCCGAAGAAUCUGGAGACAGUAGAGUUGAGUAGUAAGAACAGCAAAUCACUCUCCCCUUGUUGCUUGGUCAGUACUGAUCCAGACCUCUUCUGUGUAUUGUGUGAACCGAGAGUCUGGAAGAGCUGUGAAUGAGGUAAUCGUCUCGUACAUCCCCGAGUCCGAAGUCAGAAGCAUCUGCCAGCAUAUGGCUCUGGGUGUAGCUGGUGCUUCCUCCUCUCUGUCCCUUUGCUCCCCAUGUUUUUAAGGAACCAUGCUUUCAUAUAGAAACAUGUGAGCAGUCUUUCACUUAUCUCUUGUAUAGGAAAGUGUGAGCAGCCCUUCUUUGCCUUCUAUAGGAAAGUUCAAGCAGCCCCUUCACUUACCUUCUAUAGAAAAGCGUGAGCAGCCCUUCUCUUGCCUUCUAUAGAAAGGCGUGAGCAGCCCCUUCACUUACCUUCUCACUCAGAAAUGAUGACUCAUUUUGAAGUGGGAUUCUCCAAAUUGCCACCUGAGCUACGCGAGAACUUGGGUUAUCAACAGAGUGAAAACAAACCCGUCGUGAAGGACAUUAGAAACUUAGCUACGGUUCAAAAGCGGUUUCUGGUUUCCACAGCGACAAAGCCGCAACCUUUGGGCAGCAUAGCUUGUUCUGUACUGUGAGCUGCUGUUCUCCAGCAACACAGAAAGCUUUGCAAAGUCUGGUGCUCUGCUGUUGGGAUCAGGAGGAUUAAGACCAGUCCGUCCCUCUUAACAUUCUGAGAGCCAUGUUGAAGAACUAAGAUGAUCUGGGCCAGGCUUCCUGCCUGUGUAGCCUUCAGGGGUUUUGCUGUUACUGUUGUUUUUGCCUGGUUUUGUAAGUCUUGGGCAAGUUUGAAACUUUGUGCAGAAUUUCCCAGUGGCAGCUUCCAUUGGCUGUCGGCCAGAGAGCUGUCAGGUACAGUCUAGAAGAGCCAGGCUGGUUGGCAUCAGGAUGGGGAGUUUCCUCAAUGAAAGUGAUUUUCACUGAGGUGUCUUCAUAAAGAAGGACUUUGCAAUUCAGGCCAACCUGGCGUGUCAGUCCCCCAGGAGUUUCAUGGCUUUAAACGUGUGUGUGUGUGUGUGUGUGUGUGUGUGAAACUGGAUUGUCCAUGUGCUAGGUAAGCUCUGUAUCCCUGAGCCUUGGAUUUAGCAUGUGUUAUGUUAGCUUUUUUCUUUUUUCUUCUUUGUGGGCUAUUCUGUGACCUUUAAAAUUUGUUCUGCUGCACUUAUUGGAGAAGGGAUUAGUGGCAUUUUUCAUUUGUGUAUUCCAUACACAGCAUUGAUCUGUGAACUGUGAAGAACACAUGUCCAUUAAAAAUGGCAAUUAUCCGACAUGAGGAAAGUCAUGUAUGAAGGAGCAGACCUAUUCUUCCUUCUUGCUGAACUUGACCCUGCCCUGUGUAGUGGUGUGGAGCGCAGACCUCUUCACAGGGCACGACUUGUAAUUCAGUGAGCUGGACCUUGCAUCUAACUCUGCUGCUGGCCUGCAUCUUUGUGCCACCACCUGCUAAACUAAUGCAUGUGCUAGGAUUUUGGUGGAUCUCACUGUGGGAAUUUUGAGGUGUCAUUGGGCCUGUUCUAGAAGUUGGGGAUCUGAGAUUUCUUGUGGCUCUUCCUCAGCAUGAGGCUCACAUCCUACCUGCUUCACUGUGGCCAGGGUCUAAGAGCUUCUGCAGGAAUGAAGGCAAGGCCGUUCAUUUCUGGCUCAUUGGAAACGUCCAGAGACUGAGCCUCAGUCCAUCUCCUGUGGCCUUGGUUGGUAAGGUUGUGCUUGUUAGCUUUAAUGACAGGAAAAACGACAGUGGUUUUGUUUUCCAGGAAGAAAAAUGGUGUUCCAGGGAGAGUGGGCUGUCCAUUGCAGAGGGAGCUGUGGAAGGUCUGGACCUGGCAGAGUAGGUGACAGGGCUGUGCAUUCUGCAGGUAGGGCCUUGGCAGGGCCUCUGAGGACUGAG
This is a messenger RNA of Chionomys nivalis (European snow vole), 4425 nucleotides long. It is a transcript of the gene Dnajb6, whose product is annotated as DnaJ heat shock protein family (Hsp40) member B6. Gene Ontology annotation, biological process: positive regulation of proteasomal ubiquitin-dependent protein catabolic process; protein refolding. Gene Ontology annotation, molecular function: Hsp70 protein binding; ATPase activator activity. NCBI's taxonomy places the organism in Eukaryota, Metazoa, Chordata, Mammalia, Rodentia, Cricetidae. Bases 144 to 1223 code for a protein of 359 amino acids. Gene Ontology annotation, cellular component: endoplasmic reticulum membrane; cytosol. The transcript is spliced from 9 exons. The record is from RefSeq and is a predicted model, not a curated record.